AUGGCUAAUGGUAGAGUACACAUAGAGGAAUAUUUGGCGAAAGAUUUAGCUCGACUGAACUUGAAAUUUAAAAAAGAACGGCAGUAUAAUUGGAAAGAAAAGAUGUUGUCAUAUGAUGAAAAUACUAUGGUUGGUACUAUCAAAUAUGGGAAUAAAACAUAUGUUGUAACAAUUCAAUUUAAAGGUAAACGUCAUUUAGUCGAAAAAUAUCGUAACCUGUGUGAAAAAGCACGUACUGAACAAAUGUAUGAAGAAAUUCCGUCGGACACUGGAGAUCGACAUAAGAAAAAUAAAAGAAAUUACAAUCCAAUGCAAAGUUUCACGGUAUCAAUUGAAAGACCUCGGCAAUGUUCCGUUGUCACGUAA
Molecule: messenger RNA, 366 nt
Organism: Didymodactylos carnosus
Lineage: Eukaryota; Metazoa; Rotifera; Eurotatoria; Philodinida; Philodinidae
Source: the annotation of a GenBank genome assembly